Messenger RNA from Hyaena hyaena (striped hyena), 1409 nucleotides. It is a transcript of the gene ZFYVE21, whose product is annotated as zinc finger FYVE-type containing 21. The record is from RefSeq and is a predicted model, not a curated record. NCBI's taxonomy places the organism in Eukaryota, Metazoa, Chordata, Mammalia, Carnivora, Hyaenidae. The coding region runs from base 58 to 816 and encodes 252 amino acids. Gene Ontology annotation, molecular function: metal ion binding. The transcript has 8 exons.
GCGGGGCUCCUGACGGGGCGAGGGCCCGGGCCGCGGGGCGAUCGCUGUGGCGGCGUCAUGUCCUCCGAGGUGGCCGCGCGCCGCGACGCCAAGAAGCUGGUGCGCUCCCCGAGCGGCCUGCGUAUGGUGCCCGAGCACCGCGCCUUUGGCAGCCCCUUCGGCCUGGAGGAGCCGCAAUGGGUCCCGGAUAAGGAGUGCCCAAGAUGUAUGCAGUGUGACACCAAGUUUGACUUCCUGACCAGAAAGCACCACUGUCGCCGGUGUGGGAGGUGCUUCUGCGACAAGUGCUGCGGCCAGAAGGUGCCACUGCGGCGCAUGUGUUUCGUGGACCCCGUGCGGCAGUGUGCCGAGUGCGCCCUGGUGUCGCACAAGGAGGCGGAGUUCUACGACAAGCAGCUCAAGGUGCUCCUGAGCGGAGCCACCUUCCUCGUAACUUUCGGAAACUCGGAGAAGCCGGAGACGAUGGUUUGCCGUCUCUCCAGCGACCAGAGGUACCUGCUCCUGGACGGGGACAGCCGCCACGAGAUCGACAUUGCGCACAUCUCGAGUGUGCAGAUCCUCACGGAAGGCUUUCCGCCCGGAGAGAAAGACUUUCACACUUACACCAGCCUCCUGGGGAGCCAGCCCGCCGCCCAAGGAGGUAAUGCCCGGGCCACAGGCAUGUCCCUGCGGUUUGCAGCGCCAGGGGCAGAGGGCCUGACGCAGCUGAAGCUGACGGCCGGGGAGGACGCAAACGCCAGCAGGAGGCAGUCGACGGCGUGGCUGGCGGCCAUGCACAAGGCCACCAAGCUCCUCUACGAGUCACGGGGCCAGUGACUCCACGCGGGAUGGACCACUGGCCCGGGAGCGUGGAGCCUGCUCCCCGCACGCACAGGCCGCUGACGCCCCGCUGUGCCGGGAGAGCGAUCCGAGCGUUGGGAGGAAGUGAAGCGCUCGCGUCUCUAGUGCGACACGCAGUGUAUUAAUGCUCUAAACAGCUUCGCGCUCUACAGCUGGUGUAUUGUCCUGUUGAUACUUAAUUGGAGGUGGGGGAGAGUUAGCUACACUACUGCUACACUACUUUUAGCAUAACUUCAACCAUGUUUUUAUGGGUGCCCAGGUUUGCUGGAAGGUUCUGGCCCCUCAGUGUUCACGCUUGCAGAGCAGGGAUCUGGGCAGUGCGAAGUCGGGCCUGAGCUGUCUGGGAUCCUGGUUUCUAGCGUGCUCGUUUUCAGUCUCCCUGAGCCCAUUUUCUAGACUGUUCACUUAUUGCAUCACUAAUCUGGGGCUACCGCCAAACCUUUGAUACUUCACUAAGGGAAAGGGGCCAGCCUUGCUUUUUGUACUUUUCACUUACCGUUUCACUUUAUUAAAAUAAUUGUACAACAAUUUGUAUAUAAUGCUUAUGAUUAAAACUUAUUUUGAAAAUA